Phlebotomus papatasi is the source of this 1741-nucleotide messenger RNA. RefSeq names its product diphosphomevalonate decarboxylase (gene Mvd). The record is from RefSeq and is a predicted model, not a curated record. The coding region runs from base 127 to 1293 and encodes 388 amino acids. Gene Ontology annotation, molecular function: diphosphomevalonate decarboxylase activity; ATP binding. Gene Ontology annotation, cellular component: cytosol. Gene Ontology annotation, biological process: isoprenoid biosynthetic process; isopentenyl diphosphate biosynthetic process, mevalonate pathway. Lineage: Eukaryota; Metazoa; Arthropoda; Insecta; Diptera; Psychodidae. The transcript is spliced from 3 exons.
UGUCGCCGAAGUGUUGGCAGCACUGCGUCAGGGCAACAGGAAAAAUUUUAUUACUUUUGUAUACGUGGUUUUUGGAGGUAUAUUUUAUCAAUUUCCUCUUUGAAUUUUAUUACUUUGUGGCCAGCCAUGAGAUCAGCAACAUGUACCGCACCUGUUAAUAUCGCUGUCAUCAAAUACUGGGGCAAGCGCGAUGAGGAGCUUCUUCUGCCCAUCAAUGACUCCAUCAGUGUGACCUUGAGUGAGAUGUACGCCAAGACAACAAUAGUAGCGUCACCGGAAUUCGAUAAAAAUAGAAUAUGGCUGAAUGGAGAGGAGCAGACCUUUGAUUCUCCUCGAAUUCUCAAUGUUCUCCGACAGUUCAGAGAGGAGGUGAAAAAAGCUCGACUAACGGGUGAUAUCUAUUCGUGGAAUUUGCAUGUUUGUUCAGAAAAUAACUUUCCAACAGCUGCUGGGCUUGCGUCCAGUGCAGCUGGUUAUGCAUGCCUCGUGUACACUCUGGCCACUCUCUAUGGCCUCCAGGACAGACUGGAACUGUCCUCAAUUGCAAGGCUGGGCAGUGGAUCGGCCUGUCGGAGUGUCUAUGGGGGUUUUGUUCAAUGGAACGCUGGAACUAAGCCAGAUGGAUCGGAUUCCAUUGCUGUCCAACUGGCUCCGAGUACCCACUGGCCCGAUCUCGAGAUCCUCAUUCUCGUGGUCAGUGACAAUCGGAAGAAAACCAGCUCCACGGGAGGCAUGGAGAGAUCUGUAAAAACUUCCCCUCUCAUUGCCUAUCGCGCCAGCAAAUGCGUCCCAGAAAGGAUCCAGGGAAUCACAAAAGCCAUCCAGGAUCGUGAUUUCGAAACAUUCGCCGACAUCACCAUGAAGGACAGCAAUCAAUUCCAUGCAGUCUGCCUGGAUACCUAUCCUCCCUGUGUCUACCUAAACGACGUUUCCCAUGCGAUCAUCGACCUCGUCCAUCGCUUCAAUGCAGCUUCCGGAAGGACUAAAGUCGCCUACACUUUCGAUGCCGGCCCCAAUGCCUGUCUCUAUCUCCUCCGCCAGGACGUCCCUCAAGUCCUAAACCUGGUCAAAACCGCUUUCCCUAACGACAAAUCCUCCUCUUCCGACUACCUGAAAGGAAUUCCAAUCACCGAAGAACCCCUCCCUGAAUCCCUAUCCUCCGCAAUGAACCUCGAACCCAUCGGGCACAAUCUCCUCAAGUACAUCAUUCACACUCGCGUAGGAGAAGGACCCCAAAUCCUCCCAGAAACCAAUUCUCUUCUCACGACUUCCGGCCUUCCAAAGUCCAAUUAACAUUUCUCCUGCAUUCACUUCAAAAAAACGGUUUCCUGCAUUUAUUUAUCUUCAAAAACAAACGAACAAAAAAAAAGAAACAAUUUAUAGCAUUUAUAAGCAAUUUAUUCCUCUAACACAAAAGCCCAGUGGCAUUAAAUCCUCUCAAGAAGCCUUCGGACUGGAUUAAGAUGAUGAUUCCGGUGUCGAAGAUUCUGGAAAAAUGUUUAAAACAAAAUUUUCAGUUGAACGAAUUUUUCGAAUGAUGCGCUUCUCGAGAUUUUUUGUUGAAAGCAAAAAAACUGAGGAAGCCAUGCAUGUAAAAAGUUAAUUAUUUUGCGUGCGUCAACUGCAAAGUUAGACACACUUUUGGGCUGUUAAAUUUAAUGAUUUAAGCAAGAUUGUUAAAAUGGUUAAUAUUGUAUGAUUUGGAGCAAAUAAUAAAAUGGUUUUUGUUAGAGAAAUUCAA